This is a messenger RNA of Aureobasidium melanogenum CBS 110374, 855 nucleotides long. RefSeq lists its product as uncharacterized. The coding region runs from base 1 to 855 and encodes 284 amino acids. The record is from RefSeq and is a predicted model, not a curated record. NCBI's taxonomy places the organism in Eukaryota, Fungi, Ascomycota, Dothideomycetes, Dothideales, Saccotheciaceae. The transcript has 2 exons.
AUGUCAUCUGACUCUUCUGUCACUGUCCGUGAUGAAUCGGGAGAGCCGCUUGCCAAACGCCAGAAGACUUUCGAUUAUGGACCAGAAGCUCUUGUCCUAAGAGUUGACACCACGUGCGAUGGCAGUGGCUCUGAGGAAUACAUUAAAACAGUUGCUGUCGUGAGCGCCGCCAAAUUUCACAGAGCUACUAAAGGCCGGUUCAAGACCUCACCAGCAAGUAUGACUCAUAAUGGAACGCAGUUGAUGGAUACCAAGAUGAGUAUUAUCAUCUUCCGCAAAGAAUUAGAGUCAGUCAUCAGAGCUCUAGCUCACUGGGUCCAAGAAGAUGACAUUGACGAGGCUGUCUUGAAAGCCUGCGAUGCCGAUGAUGGUAGAAAGGCCCGUUGGGUUCAGCUUCUCUUCCAUGUCAUCGAAUUCUGGCUCAGGAACAACCUUGAUAAGUCGGUCCACGAUCGACUAAUCGACUGCUUCAUUGAGUGGCUUAAGGAAGAGAACAAUCAAGGAUCCGAUAUGCAAGAUGCCAUCGAAAACAUCGAUCGUGCUGUUCAGAGCUUCCUUUGGGCACAAAUCCCGGAUUUCAAGGCUGACUCCCGCGUUAUUCCACUUUUGGCAUGUCUCACUCUAUACUAUGAUCCGACAGCUCUCGGCCCCUGCGAUCGUGAGGAACGAUUUGAGGAGAACAGCUUGAGUCCGGACAUCAACGACGAAGCAUACACAUACUUACUUGCUAAGUGGAACGAUGGUGUAAAUGUACCGGAGGAUCCCUUGGAAGAUGACUUCGAUCAACACUGCCGUUACCACCUGCACGGUGACAAAGAAGCUUGUUACAAGCAAAAGCAGUCUUGGAGGGCUUGA